Molecule: messenger RNA, 843 nt
Organism: Leishmania braziliensis MHOM/BR/75/M2904
Lineage: Eukaryota; Euglenozoa; Kinetoplastea; Trypanosomatida; Trypanosomatidae
Product: putative prostaglandin f synthase
Exons: 1
Coding region: 1-843 (280 amino acids)
Molecular function (GO): oxidoreductase activity
Source: RefSeq, a predicted model, not a curated record
AUGACUGGUAAGUGUGCCUACGUGACCCUGAGUAAUGGGGUGCAAGUGCCCCAGCUCGGCAUCGGGACAUGGGAGGCGAAGGAUGGCAGUGAAGUCGUUCAGAACAUCAAGUGGGCUGUCAGCGCUGGCUACCGUCACAUCGACACCGCGCACUUCUACAGGAACGAGAAGGGCGUUGGCCAGGGAAUUAGUGAGUGCGGCGUGCCGCGUUCUGAUAUAUUUGUCACGACGAAGCUGUGGAACUACGACCAUGGCUACGACAACGCCCUCGCCGCCUUCGAGCAGAGUCGCCAGGCUCUUGGGGUGGAGUACGUGGAUUUGUACCUCAUCCACUGGCCGGGGCCAAAUCGCUCGUACAUCUCGACGUGGCGUGCCUUCGAGAAGCUGUACGAGAUGAAGAAGGUGCGCGCGAUUGGCGUGUCCAACUUUGAGCCGCACCACCUUGAUGACCUGCUGGCAAACUGCAAGGUACCACCGAUGGUGAACCAGGUAGAGAUGCACCCUCACUUUCAGCAGAAGGCGCUCCGCGCGUAUUGCGCUGAGAAGAACAUCGCCUUGACAGCAUGGCGCCCGUUGGGCAAGGGUGCCCUACUGACCGAGCCUAAGCUUGCAGAACUGGCGGAAAAGCACAAGAAGUCUGCAGCGCAGGUUAUCAUUCGCUGGUUCGUCCAACUCGGCGUGAUCGUCAUCCCCAAGUCCAGCCACGAGGAGCACAUCAGGCAAAACUUUGACGUCUUCGACUUUGAGCUUUCCCAGGAAGACAUGCAGGCACUCGAGUCAAUGGACAAGAAUUCACGUAUCGGCUUUAACCCUGAGUCCUUCUUCCCAACUGAACGCAACUAG